AUGGCAAGUCUCAGGUGCUCAAGCUUGCGAAAGCUGGUGCUUCAGAAUAGCAGCAAGUCAAGUCUGCCCAACUACUUCUCUCCUGGCCCAUCGCUGGCACGCACGUUCGCCUCCUCGUCCUCCUCGUCCUCCACCUCUACCUCCCCUGCUUCUUCUUCUUCCUCCUCGACGCUUCCGCCAGUAUACGUCUCUCACAUCCCCUACCGCGUCCCCUACUCUCUCGGUCUCGCUUUACAAGAAGCCAUCUACGCCCUGCGCGGCGAGCCCGAAGUCCUCCUUCUCCUCGAGCACACACCGGUAUACACCGAAGGCAGGCGAGGAGCGCAAGACGAUGGGAGCACAGCUGCUGCCGAAGCUCAAGCAGAGUUGGAGCGACAGACGGGACAGAGGUUGAGGGAGCUUGGAGCGGAUUAUCAUGUCACCAAAAGGGGUGGACUGAUCACUUACCAUGGACCUGGACAGUUGGUCGGGUAUCCUAUUCUGCGCCUGAGCAAUAUGAAUCUCUCCAACCGAUGCUACGUAGACCGGUUGCAAGACUCUCUCUCCUCCCUCCUCCAAUCGCACUACACCCUCCCAACCGUCCCUCCCCCAGAUGGCAACACGGGCGUCUGGUCCACUCCCGACCUUAAGAUUGUCUCCAUCGGUGUUCAAGUCCGUCACCGUAUCUCCUCUCACGGAUUCGCACUCAAUGUCAGUACCGAGGUACUUCCCUGGUUCAGAAGAAUUGUCGCGUGUGGAAUUCAAGGAAAGGGAAUGACUUGCAUGCAGAGUGAGAUGGCGAGGAGGAUUGGAGAGGAGGAGAUGCAGCGGCCUGAUCGUGGAGCGAGUGAGAGAGAAGGGGAGCGGAUGCAAGAAGCUGGUUUCGAAAAGGGGGGAGGAGGAGUGAUCAAGGAUGGACUAGAGGGGAGGCAAGAGGUGGGAGAAGCCCCACUUGGACCAGAGGCGAAGAUGCUUACGGUGCAGUCUGUUGCGCCCCAAGUCGCAAAGGCCCUCGGCAAGACGUUCAAGCGAGAGCUGGUCCAGGCGGAUGAGGAGCUACUGAGGUACGAAGCAGACGCUGAUGGUGUACUCACAAGGUGUUGGCUGCAAGGCAAAGAAGUAAAAGCGGAGACAGUGUAA
Messenger RNA from Microstroma glucosiphilum, 1119 nucleotides. RefSeq lists its product as hypothetical. Bases 1 to 1119 code for a protein of 372 amino acids. Gene Ontology annotation, molecular function: lipoyl(octanoyl) transferase activity. Gene Ontology annotation, biological process: protein lipoylation. Gene Ontology annotation, cellular component: mitochondrion. The transcript is spliced from 2 exons. NCBI's taxonomy places the organism in Eukaryota, Fungi, Basidiomycota, Exobasidiomycetes, Microstromatales, Microstromataceae. The record is from RefSeq and is a predicted model, not a curated record.